AAGGAAAAAACUUCCUGCGUGAGGAGAAGCGUGCCAACCUCCAGUUUAAAACCAGUCUCUUCUAAAGCAAGAGGCGCAGAGAGCGACGCGUCCUGAAAUUAUUCCCCUCAUCUUUACGGAUAUCUACACAUUUUUGUAACCACGGCUUCAAAGGUGGACAGCGUUUUUUCCGCUCUAUCCCUGCAUUUCUUCAAGAAAGAAAUGGAAGAGGGCUCCAGUUCUCCGGUCUCCCCUGUGGAUAGUCUGGUGACCAGCGAGGAGGAGCUGGACAGACAGCAGAAACGCUUCGCGAGGAAGAGGAGACACAGCAAAAAGUCCAGCGAGGACAGCAGCGGCAGCAGCCCGGGGCCGGUGAAACGGGGGAAAAAGCCGAGUCCGAGCAGCAACCAGUCGUACGAGGAGCUGCAGAACCAGCGGGUCCUCGCCAACGUGCGGGAGAGGCAACGGACUCAGUCUCUGAACGAGGCCUUUGCGUCUUUGCGCAAAAUCAUCCCCACGCUGCCGUCGGACAAACUCAGCAAGAUACAGACGCUGAAGCUCGCCUCCAGAUACAUUGAUUUUCUGUGUCAGGUGCUGCAGAGCGACGAGAUGGACAACAAGAUGUCCAGCUGCAGCUACGUUGCGCACGAAAGACUCAGUUACGCGUUCUCCGUGUGGAGGAUGGAGGGCGCUUGGUCUAUGUCAGCAUCUCACUAGCAGCCGGAGACCUUCACUUACAAUGCCAAAGCGACUGUUUACUUCUACAAAGUAUGAAGACCAAAGGGAUUAUUGAAGAACCCAUCGACCUCAAAGGCAUGGCGGAGAGACGUAAUGUGACCCACAACUACAAACUCUUGGGGAGCGUGUGUGUGUGUGUGUGUGUGUGUGUGUGUGUGUGUGUGGAUGCAGAUUCAUCACACUGCUUCUGACUGUCUGGAGCUGUUUGUGGCAGAGAGGGGAGAGACAGACCUGCAAUGUGUAUAGGCCAGACAUGUUAUAGCGAGUAGCUCGGCCUGUGCUUCCACAAAGCCAUCCUUUAACCGUGUUUUUUUAAAGAAGGAUAUAUAUUUUGUUUUUCAAAGACUUUAAACCAAAGUAUAAAUAUAUAUAAAUGAAUGCAUAUUGUACAUACCUGUGUAAGUGCGCCUAUAGCCUGUAAAAAGGGACCAAUGCAAUUUAGAGUCAUUCGCUGCAUGGAUUUAUUUCACCGACUUUCUUUAUCAAGUCUCCAAACUCCGUCCAAUGUACAUUUUUUGUUUUUUUGCUUAUUUAUUAAAACACAUAUUUUUGAACGAAA
Epinephelus lanceolatus (giant grouper) is the source of this 1276-nucleotide messenger RNA. RefSeq names its product twist2 (gene twist2). The record is from RefSeq and is a predicted model, not a curated record. NCBI's taxonomy places the organism in Eukaryota, Metazoa, Chordata, Actinopteri, Perciformes, Serranidae. Gene Ontology annotation, biological process: developmental process; regulation of transcription by RNA polymerase II. Gene Ontology annotation, molecular function: protein dimerization activity; RNA polymerase II transcription regulatory region sequence-specific DNA binding; DNA-binding transcription factor activity, RNA polymerase II-specific.